Molecule: messenger RNA, 1266 nt
Organism: Condylura cristata (star-nosed mole)
Lineage: Eukaryota; Metazoa; Chordata; Mammalia; Eulipotyphla; Talpidae
Gene: AMBN
Product: ameloblastin (enamel matrix protein)
Exons: 11
Coding region: 1-1266 (421 amino acids)
Biological process (GO): odontogenesis of dentin-containing tooth
Molecular function (GO): structural constituent of tooth enamel
Source: RefSeq, a predicted model, not a curated record
AUGCCAGCAUUGAAGAUUUCACUUUUCAAAAUGAAGGACCUGAUGCUGAUUCUGUGUCUCCUAGAACUGAGUUCUGCAGUACCGAUGUUUCCUCAGCAACCUGGGACACCAGGCAUGGCUAGUUUGAGUCUUGAGACAAUGAGACAGUUGGGAAGUUUGCAGGGAUUAAACAUGCUUUCUCAGUACUCAAGAUUUGGUUUCGGAAAGUCCUUUAAUUCCUUGUGGAUGCACGGCCUCCUCCCACCACAUUCUUCUUUCCCAUGGAUGAGACCUAGGGAGCAUGAAACUCAACAGUAUGAAUAUUCUUUGCCUGUGCACCCCCCACCUCUCCCAUCGCAGACAUCCCUGCAGCCUCAACAGCCAGGACAGAAGCCUUUCCUCCUGCCCACAGUUGCAACUGCCAUCCAGAACACCGUGCAGAAGGGAGGACCUCAGCCUCCAGUGUACCAAGGACAUCCACCCUUGCAGCAAGCAGAGGAACCAAUGAUUCAACAGCAGGUGGCACCAUCUGAUGUGCCACCAAAGGCCAAGCUACCAGAAGUGGACUUUCCUGAGCUACAGGCGCCAUCUUUGUUCCCAAUAGCCCGUCUGAUAGCUCAGGGACCAGUGCCACAAAAUAAACCAUCGUCGCUUUAUCCGGGAAUGUUUUUCAUGUCUUAUGGAGCAAAUCAAUUGAAUGCUCCUGUCAGACUUGGCAUCAUGAGCUCAGAAGAAAUGGCGGGAGGAAGAGGAGGUCCCAUGGCAUAUGGAUCCAUGUUCCCAGGAUUUGGAGGCAUGAGACCCAGCCUUGGGGGGAUGCCCCACAACCCAGCCAUGGGUGGAGACUUUACUCUGGAAUUUGACACCCCGGUUGCUGCAACAAAAGGCCCUGAGAAGGGAGAAGGAGGUGCACAAGGCUCCCCCAUGCCUGAGGCCAACCCUGUCAAUCCGGAAAACCCAGCUCUGCUUUCCGAGGUGGCACUUGGUGCCCUCGGAGGGCUCCUUGCUUCCCCUAAAGGCAGUGUUCCCAGCCUGGUUAAAGGCCCUGCUGGGCAGAGUUGGGGAACACCCAAGGUCACCCCAGCAGCUGCUGAUCCACUGAUGACCCCUGGACUUGCUGAUGCUUAUGAGACCUACGGUGCUGACAUGACUACGCCACUGGGUCUCCAGGAAGAAUCAACCACAGAUGCCACUGUGUCCCCAGACACGCAGCAAACAUCACUGCCAGUAAACAAGGCCCAGGAGCCCCAGAUUACGCAUGAUGCCUGGCAUUUCCAGGAGCCCUGA